This is a messenger RNA of Closterium sp. NIES-65, 2355 nucleotides long. NCBI's taxonomy places the organism in Eukaryota, Viridiplantae, Streptophyta, Zygnematophyceae, Desmidiales, Closteriaceae. The record is from the annotation of a GenBank genome assembly.
AUGCGCACUAAACUGCCGUCCAUCGCGCGUGCCCGACGUCUUUUUUACAUCGCGCUCACCGCCUCCCAUCCACCCCGGGCAUUGGCUGCGCCCGCGCGCCUUAUGGCGCUCAGAACGUUCCGCCUGGCGCCCAUUUCUCCCGUAAUUGCCCCCCUUGCGCGUUCGACUCUUCCACUCAUCGAUCGCAUCGGCAGUGUCCGCCAUUUCAGCGGCGGCGGCCUGCGCGCUGCCUGCCGUUCGAUCGACGCAACAAUCCAGAGCGGCGAACGCGGAGAGGCGAGCGCGCGAACUUUCGCGCAUUUUGAUGGCACGCAGACGUUUUCCGCGCGCAGCACGCCCGCGAAUUCCCCCCGUGAAGAUACCCGCGGCUUGAUGGGGGAUUACCUUUCCGCCUCCCGCUCCGCCGAAAGCGCGCGGGAGGGAGGCGCCCCCGCGAACGGCGCCGCAACGGGCGGCGACACGAUCGCGGCGGUGGUCACUGCCGUGUCGUCCACGUCAGGCGGCGUCGCGAUUGUGCGGCUCUCCGGCCCCGCCGCUGUGAGCAUCGUGCGGCGCAUGUUCCGGCCAGCGCGGAAAGCGAACAGAGCGCGGAAGCAAGGGGGAAUGGCCAGGGGAAGCGGAGACCUUGGCGGAUGGGCGGGAAGCGCGGGGAACGGAGCGUGGGGAACAUAUACUGGGGAUUUCCGGGGAGAGGGGAGUGAGGGGAACGAGUUGGCCGGAAGCAGCGAGGAAGGGGAGGGGAGAGGCGGAGAGGCGAUGGGGAGAAGUGGGGGGAGCGGGCAGGGCGGAGCGGCGGGGGAAUGGCGCGCGGAGAGCCACCGAGUGAGCUACGGGCACAUCGUGGACGAACAAGGGGCGACCAUUGAUGAGGUGCUGGUGCUGCCCAUGCUGGCGCCGCGGUCGUACACGAGUGAGGACGUGGUGGAGGUGCACUGCCACGGUGGCAGGGUGUGCGCCCACUCCUGCCUCGCCACUGCCGUCCACCUCGGCGCCAGGCUGGCAGGAGCAGGUGAUGACUGCCCACGCCAGCUCACACCAUUGUCGUCCCGUGUCCCCCACUCACUGCACCCACACAUGCACCUCCUCACUACCCCCCUCCCCCCUCCCUUUGUCCUCCCCGAGCUGGGUGGCUUUGUCACAGGCGGAGGCGAGUUCACGCUACGAGCAUUCCUGAACGGGCGCGUGGAUCUGGCCCAGGCGGAGGCCGUGGCGGCGCUCAUCCGUGCCGACACCACCGCUGCUGCACGCUCCGCCCUCGCUGCUGUUGAGGGCGGCUUAUCUCGUCACAUCCGGGGCGUGCGGGCGGCGUGCAUGGAGGUGCUGGUGGACAUCGAGGCGCGCAUCGACUUUGAGGAGGAUCUCCCACCGUUAGAUGCUGCGGACGUCAGCCGUCGAAUCGACACCAUCUGGCAGCAGAUCAACGAGGCCCUUGCGACCGCCAAUCGCGGCCGACUGCUGGAGUACGGCAUUCAGCAUCCCUCGGCAGGUAGCAAUUGUGGGUCGUCCCAAUGUGGGCAAGUCAAGCUUACGGAACGCGCGGCGCAGUUGGAGAGGGCGAUAGUGACGGACACGCCCGGCACCACAAGGGACGUGGUGGAGGCGCAGCUGCACCUGCCACUGUCUUGGUUGCAAGCAUUCUCACUCUUCAGCUUCCUCCCCUGCCCUCGCCCCUCCAUCCUGCACGGCGUCCCUCAACAGGUGGCAAUCGUGGGGCGGCCCAACGUGGGCAAGUCGAGUCUACUGAAUGCGUGGACGCAGUCGGAGCGGGCCAUCGUGACGGACACGCCCGGCACCACAAGGGACGUGGUGGAGGCACAGCUGCACCUGCCACUGUCGGCGGGGGGCUUCCCCGUGCGCCUGGCGGACACGGCUGGCAUCCGCCACACCACCGACGCCGUGGAGGCCAUUGGUGUGCAGCGGUCGGAGGCGGCAGCAGCGGCAGCAGACGUGGUGCUGGUGGUGGUGAGUGCAGCAGAGGGGUGGACAGCAGAGGACUCGGCCAUUUUCCACCGCAUCUCCAUGCAGCGUGCGGUGUGGCGGCGAGUGGUCACCAGCGCCACCCUGCGCACCGGGCUGGACGACCUUGAAGCCACCGUGGCGGCAGCCGUGGGCGGGGGGCUGGUGGCGGAGGAGGGGCAGCAGUGGGCGGUGAACCAGCGGCAGCAGCAGCAGCUGGUGCGCGCAGCUGAGGCCGUGGGGCGGGUGAGGGAGAGCAUUGGGGCGGGGCUGGCGCUGGACUUCUGGAGCAUUGACCUGAGGAGCUGCAUCCUGGCCCUGGGGCAGGUGAGCGGUGAGGAGGAUGUGACGGAGGAGGUGCUCUCCAACAUCUUCAGCAAGUUCUGCAUCGGCAAAUAA